Oldenlandia corymbosa var. corymbosa is the source of this 2933-nucleotide messenger RNA. The record is from the annotation of a GenBank genome assembly. Lineage: Eukaryota; Viridiplantae; Streptophyta; Magnoliopsida; Gentianales; Rubiaceae.
AAAAUAAGGGGAAAUACAGUGACUGCUUCGAGCAAGUUCGUCGUAGAUCCCAAUUCCGUGGCGGGCACCCUUUAAACCUCACACCAAAAUGCUACAAUCAAAACACACACACACACAGAGUCUUACUUUUAUUCACUCGUGUAAAAUUCACUGACGAAUAAGCAUCACUGGAAGAGAGGCCACUGAUUCCUGCAAUUUCCGUCGAAUCUCGGAGAGAAAAAUGGAAGAAAGGGAGAGACAGAGGAGGCUUUUGGAGAGAGAAAGGCUCCAUAUGGAACAGAUACGACAGCUCGACUUUGAGGAACUGCAGGUCGAAGAGGUCGGCGACGACGAUGACUAUUCUUCGGACCAUGAUCGUGAACACAAUCAUCGUAAUUCUGGCGGAGCUUCUGCCUCUGGUGAAUUUACUUAUGAUACCUCUUUGGCUGCUUUGCACUCGUACCUGGGGGAUGUUGAGGACACACAUAAUAGGCUUGCUUUUUUGGACGGUGGCGCUCUAUUAAAUCUUCCAAUGCUCUAUCUUGAAGGGGUUGUUUUGUUUCCGGAGGCCACUCUUCCUCUCAGAGUAAUUCAUGUUCAUUUUAUUGCGGCGGUUGAAAGAGCACUGUCUCAAGUUGUGGCUCCUUAUACCAUAGGUGUGGUUCGUCUUUACAGAGAUCCUCAUAAUGGGAGAGUAAGAUUUGCAAAUGUGGGCUGCACUGCUGAGAUUCGGCAAUAUCGAAGGCUGGAAGAUGGCUCAGUGAAUGUUGUUACUCGUGGGCAACAGCGUUUUCGUCUGCAACGGCGCUGGAUUGAUGGAGAUGGUGCAACAUGUGGAGAGGUUCAAAUAAUCCAAGAAGAUUCACCAUUGAGGACACCACAAGAAGCUGUUGGAAGGCUGUCACCAUUGAGUAGCUGCCAAAGUCGUGUAUUGCGAGCACAUUCUUUGGAAAGUCCAAGAGCUAGAUGCUCAGGAGAUUGUGAUGGAAAUGAAUCUGAGGCUAUGUCAGAGGACAGUUUCGAAAGUGAACUUUCUCCUCGUGAAAAGAGAUUGCAUCAUUCUGUGCUCCAUUCAUCUUUUGAUACUAUCUACGAGUCUGGGAGCGGUGAUGAUGCAAAGCUUGAUUCGCAGGUAGAAGUGCGACAAGAUAGCUCUUUAGCCAACCUUCUGGGUCCGUUGGAAGGAGACGAGGGUAGAACUGCUCUUUCUGGUAACCAUUUGUUUAAAAGGAUGAAACAAAAGUAUGCAUUAGCCCAGAUGCGUGAAGUUCCAAGAGCCUUCUGGCCUAAUUGGGUUUACCGCAUGUAUGAUUCCUAUACCCUCGCUCAGAAGGCAGCAGAUAGGUGGAAGCACAUUGUUAAAGCACCUAAUAUGGAUGGGUUUGUGAUGAAGCCAGAUCUUCUGUCAUUUCAUAUUGCUAGUAAGAUUCCUGUAUCUGAAUCAAGGAGGCAGGAGCUUCUUGAGAUAGAUGGUAUUUCCUAUAGAUUGCGAAGGGAAAUUGAGUUGCUUGAGGGUUUUGACCGCAUUAGAUGUAGAACUUGUGAGGUAAUAUGGAUAUUUGACAAGUUAUAUUCAAGUUGACUGCCUGGAGUGUAGUUAUAUAAGGAUCGAAGUCUAGGUUUUGCCUGAAAAUAGUUGUAUUAAUUAUUCUGUCUUUCUGCACAAUGUAGACACUGAUUGCAAGACGGAGUGAUAUGCUGGUGAUGUCAAGUGAAGGUCCACUUGGGGCCUACGUGAACCCACAUGGUUUUGUACAUGAAGUGAUGACCCUGUAUAAAGUAACUGGGUUGGCUGUUCUGGGAACUCCUGUUAAAGAACAUAGCUGGUUUCCUGGGUAAGACUCAUUCAUGGCUCUACUAUCAUUAUUGUAGAUAUAUAUAACCUCUGGAGGCAUGGGUUUUUGGUUUCGAUUUAGCAUAUAUAACUCUUACUCGUACAUGUAGGACCAUAGAAACCUCACUUCCUUUCUGAAAAGAUUACAAAAAAUGAGGUCCAAAUAUGGUGAUUUUUGUAAACCAAAAAGAAAAGUCUGGUGAUUUUUGUCUUAGAGAUUUUUUGAUGGGGCUUGCAGUUAAAGUCUAUAUUGUUAUGAUCCAAAUGGAGCUUUUCUGUUGACGAGAUAAUCUUUGGCAGUUAUGCUUGGUCCAUUACCGAAUGUGCCUCUUGUGGAGCCCCAAUGGGAUGGCUUUUUACAGCCACCAGAAAAAGGUUGAAGCCUAGAUCAUUUUGGGGCAUCCGUAGCUCCCAAGUCGCUGAUGAUACCCGCUAAAAGUACAUCUUUUGCACAUUUUCAGUGUAUAUAUUGUUUGUGAUAUCUAUAUAUGUAAAACUUAAACAAUAUGUGUAUCCCGUGUUCACUCUUUUUAAUGUAAGUUUAUUUUCUUUAGUGUGCCGUGUAGAUCGCCAGGACAAUCGAUCUAUUUAAUCUUCAUGUGUGCUUGAGCCCUUUUUGUAGAGACGAGAGAUAAGGCUUGAGUACAAAUAGUCAAGCUACAUCACAAGAAUCUAUGUAGUCGUUGUGAGUUUCUUCUCCCCUGGAACUUUGCUCUCCUCUUUUUGAAAACAAGAUGUUUAUUUAUAGGACAAAUGCCCAUUUUAGUUCCUAAUGUUUAGGGGCUAGUCCAACCCAGUCACCAAAAAAUAUUUUGUCUCCAAUUUUAGUCCUCAUAAAGUUUUUUCGUACCACUUUUAGUCUUUUUAACAUAAUUUGGAUGAAACUAACUGUUUUCCAUUACAUGUAUAAUAUUUUUUUUUUUUCCUGAUGGUGGGUUGUAUUAAUUUUGACCCAGAAAAAGAAACAUGAUAAAAAUUAAUUUUGGUCCCUAAAGUUUAGGAAGUUUAACGAUUUUAGUCACCCCAAAUUUUUAUUUUAUCAUUUUUAGUUCUCGUAAAUUUAAUUUUUCAACUGUAUUUACUCAAUUUAUUUUUAAUUUUAGAUUUAUAUUUUAAUUUU